Melopsittacus undulatus (budgerigar) is the source of this 2823-nucleotide messenger RNA. RefSeq names its product glycerophosphodiester phosphodiesterase domain containing 2 (gene GDPD2). Gene Ontology annotation, cellular component: plasma membrane. The record is from RefSeq and is a predicted model, not a curated record. NCBI's taxonomy places the organism in Eukaryota, Metazoa, Chordata, Aves, Psittaciformes, Psittaculidae. Gene Ontology annotation, biological process: lipid metabolic process. Gene Ontology annotation, molecular function: glycerophosphodiester phosphodiesterase activity.
CCCUCACCGGCCCUCACCGGCACCGCGGGAGCGCAGCGUCGGGGCAGCGGCUGCAGGAUACCUGUGCCUGGGACAGCCCAGCGCUAUGGCAGACCCUCCCAGCUGCGGCCGGCCCUGCGCCACGUGCCUGCUCUGCCUCUACAGCUGCCAGUGGAUCACUGCCAAGAAGGAGAAGAGGAAGGGCCUGCGAACCACCAAGGGCGACUGCAGCUGGUUCCUUUUCCUCUUCUGUGUCUUCCUCUUCACACUGGUGUGGCUGUACUUUGCCAUCAUCAUCCUCAAUGAUUUCCACAACUUCAAUGAGUUCAUCUUCAAGCAGAGGAAGUUGUGGCUGGACUGGUCGCUGGUCUUGCUCAUAGCCACGGCUGUGCUGAUCACCUACUCCACUGUGCUUCUGGUCCUUGCUCUGUGCUUGCAGCUCUGUGGCCAGCCCUUGAAGCUACACUGGCUGCACAAGGCCCUGCUGAUCCUCACUGCUCUGGUGGUGGCUGCAGCCUUCACAGGGUUGGGAAUAAAGUGGGCGGAGGAGUGGAGAAGUGCACGUACCUCCCUGCAGGCAACAGGCCCCUUUCUGCAUAUUGGAAUUGUGGUGGGAAUGACAAUCCUCGCCUGGCCCCUGGCCAGCUUCAUCUAUCGUACCCGCAAGACAGGUCUCAAGGUGUUUCUACUGAUUCUGUAUUGCAUGGUGAUGAUCAUGCUGUAUCUGGCUCCCCUGGGGAUCACCUCUCCUUGCAUCAUGGAGGAGAACGAGCUGCCCCCCAAGCCAGCCCUGGUUGGCCACCGAGGAGCACCCAUGCUGGCCCCUGAAAACACCCUCAUGUCACUGCAGAAGGCAGUGGACUGCAAUGUGCAAGUCUUUGAGACAGACAUCAUGGUGAGUGCUGACGGGGUCCCAUUCCUCAUGCAUGAUGAGGAGCUCACCAGGACCACCAACGUGCAGGAUGUGUUCCCUGAGAGGGCUGCCCUGAACAGCACCGCCUUCAACUGGACAGACCUGCAGCAGCUGGAUGCGGGCAGCUGGUUCCUGGAGCGGAGGCCGUUUCCCACCGUGCAGAGUCUCUCUGAUGGCGAUCGCUACUGGGCGACUAAACAGAGGAUCCCAUCCCUGAAGGAGGUGCUACAGGCAACCAAGCAGAGCAACCUCUCCAUCAUGUUUGACCUCCGGCCCGAGAACCACAGUGACUACCAGAGCUUCGUCAAUGCCACCCUGGAAGUGAUCUUACAGUCGGGCAUCCCACUGCAGCAGGUCCUCUGGCUGCCGGAUGGCUUCCGGGAACAGGUCAAACAGCAAGCCCCAGACAUUCAGCAAGUUUACGGACGGAAGAGACUCCAGGAUGAGAAGGAGCCACCACUGCACGUGAAUCUGCCCUACCAGGACAUGAGCUCUGAGGAGAUCAGGCAGUACCAUCGGGACAACAUCUCUGUCAACCUGUAUGUGGUGAACCAGCCCUGGCUCUUCUCAGUGCUGUGGUGCUCUGGGGUAAGCUCUGUCACCACCAAUGCCUGCCAGGUGCUCAAGGAGAUGAAACACCCCAUCUGGCUGCUUGUAAGUGACCCCUUGAUCCUUCACCAUGCCCCACACCCCUGUGCCUCAGGUGCAUGUGGGUCCCUUUUCUGCCCCAGCCCUGGGCAGCCAGCUGCCUGGAGGAUGGCUUUUGCUCUGCACUGUGCUGGCGUAGAGCAGAAGGGAUGCUGGCACACCACCCCUGGCUGACUCAUGUCUUGUCUCGUUUCCUUGCAGCCCAGCAGCACGUACCUCAUGAUCUGGGUUGUUGUGGACUGCUUUUCCUUCCUCACCAUCCUCUGGGCCUUCUUCUUGGUCAAGAAAUGCUCACAGAGAAGACGGCCAGCGGAGUCCGAGACAGACGUGCUGCUCACAAAGAUCAACAGCUUGAUGCAGGAGUGAUCCCUCAGGGCUGCUACGGUGGAGGCCAGCCAGAGCCCUGCACCGCUGCAGUGGGGAGCAUCCCUCAGGCCAGCUUCAAGGACCCUUCAUAGACUUCUUCCUGAGGCUUCCAUCCCCUGUAGCCUUCCUGGCUCCUUUCAUGGUGCACAACUGCCCUCAGCUGAAAAGGCCUGGAAAAAUGGGUACUCAGUUCCCACGGGCAGGGAGGAACUGGAGUCUUUUCAGGGUUUUCCUGGGACUGGCUUGUGCCUGGGGGCUGAGCACUCAUUCAGCAGUGCUAGGGCUGAGACCUCUGCCAUGGCCUUUGGAGACUGGUGAGGGGUUGGGUCACUGUUUGGUGCAGGGGAAGGGCAGCCUCUGCCUGUUAUCAGCAACUCUGCAGAGAGGUAGGUGGUGGAUGCCCCAUCCCUGGAGGCAUUCCAGGCAAGGCUGUUUGUGGUUCUGGGCAAUGUGGUCUAGUUGAACAUGUCCCUGCUCCUUGCAGGCAGUUGGACUAAAUGAGCUUUGAGGGUCCUUCCAACACAAACCAUUCCAUGACGCUAAACCUGCAGCCAGUGAUGGGAAACCUUGUACGAAGUGCUGCUCCUGGGGCUGCCCUGCCCCUUAGCUUGAGGAAAGGGACAGGGGGUUUGGGGUGUUUUUUCACUAGCUGCAGGGGAGCUGAGCCCUGCACACCCUUGUGCUGCACAUAAGUUCUGCCCCUGCUGCUGCUGGCUUCAUGUUUGCACACCAGGGUUCUGGCACCCCAUGCAGCACUUGAUGCCUGUUGCUGUGUGGGGAGGGGUGGUGGCGGCCGGGGUGGCAGGACCACAGUCACGGUCCUGCUGCCCCAAGGCUGCGGGGAUGGGCAGGGAGGUGAGUGGUGGGGCUCAGGAUGCAGCAGGGCCUGGAGCUUGGGAAGGGGUCGGGUCAGUUUU